AUGGUUUAGUAGCGCACAUAGCCGUGCAGGCCCGGUUAAAGGUGCAGGUAAAGAUUCGGUGAUCUGAUGAGUUAUUUGUAAUCAUUUCUAGUUCUGAUAUAUUUGAAUGUGAAGUUGAGUCUAAUUGUAAAAAGAAUUUUGUAAGUAUAGUUAUAAGACAAUUGUGGACGUAUACAAAGAGAAUCUUGAAAGUAGUUCAAGAUGCAGGAAUCUCAACCGAAGAAAGGCAAGAAAGCCAGAAGAAAGCGCAACGAUAGUGAUGAAGAUAUUGAGAAAGUCUUGGCUGAAUUGGAGUUAGAGUAUACUGGACAAACGAAAGAAGAGAAGAAUGAACCAGUUGAGCAGAAACCUGAAGAUGAGGAAAAAAAGAAAAAAGGGAAAAAGGAGAAAGGGAAAAGAGACAAAGGUGAUAUUAUUGACAUUAAACAAGAAUUAAAGAGUGGAGUACUUCUGGAAGAUGAUGAUAUUGAUGAUGAUUUUGAAAUUGGCACUGUAAAAACUGCUGCACAGAAGAAAAAAGAAAAGAAAGAAAGAGAAAAACAGAAGAAACUUGCCCAGAAGAAAGCGGAAAUGGCUAAGAAGACCGAAAAUGAAGAAGUAAAGAACGAAGUUGUGCCUGAAAAGCAAACUAAAAAAGAAUCACAAGCAAAGGUACCAGAAGUAAAGGAUGUCAGUGCAACAGAUGCUGCUGUGCCUGCUGAGGGUGAGGAGGGAAAAAAGAAGAAAAAGAAAGCAGGAAAGGAAGAGGCAAAAGAAAAAGAAAAAGGCAAAGGUCCUGGGAAGAAAACUAUUGCUGCUAUGCAAGAGGCCUUAAAGAAAUUAAAGGAAGAAGAAGAGAGAUUAAAGAGGGAGGAAGAAGAAAGAAUACGACAAGAGGAAUUGAGAGAACAAGCUCGGUUAGAACAGCUCAGACUUGAACAGGAGCGCAAAGAAAAGAAGAAACUUAAAGAAAAACAACGAAAGGAAAGGUUAAAGGCAGAAGGAAAGCUUUUGACAACCAAACAGAAACAAGAUAGGGCAAGAGCACAAGCCAUGAUCAAUGCAUUAAAAGCUCAGGGUCUAGAUUUGCCAGAUGUAGGAGAAAAGAAACCAAGAGCAGGAACUCGUAUAAGACCAAAUAAAAUGAAGCAGCAGGUGAGUAUCGAUGAGAAGGAUGAUGAAAAACUGGAGGAGAGUAUAACAGAUACGGACAGAGUCGAGGUAGAAAUUGUAGAUCAACAAUCGAAGGAAUCGGAAGAAAAGAAAGAUGACGUUAAAGACUCCUGGGAUGCAGAAUCUAGUGAAGAUGAACAAGAAGAAGAUAAAUCAGAUGAUGCAACGAAAACUCCUGUAAAACAUACAGAAAGAAUUCUUCCGCUCGAUAAAGCCAAACCAGCACAAACCCUAAUAACUAGCAAAGAAUCUUCGGAGAGUGAGUCAGAAAGCGAAAGUGGUAGUGAGUCUGAAUCGGACGAAAGCGAAGAUGAUAGUGGAGUAGAAGAUAAAGUUUCGGAUGCAGCGAAGAAAAAGGAACGAAUUAGAGAACGAAUACAACAGCGGAGGAUAGAAGCGGAAAAGAAACGAUCAUUAGAUAAUCUUAGAGCCGCAGUAGUUUGCGUUUUAGGCCAUGUCGAUACUGGAAAAACUAAAAUUCUCGACAAAUUAAGAAGAACGAAUGUACAGGAUGGCGAAGCAGGCGGUAUUACUCAACAAAUUGGUGCCACGAAUGUUCCGAUUGAUGCCAUUCGAGAAUCAACGAAACACGUGAGAGGGUAUGCCGACAAGAAAUUUAAAAUACCUGGGCUCUUAAUUAUAGAUACUCCUGGGCACGAAUCUUUCAGUAACUUAAGAAACCGGGGAUCUUCUCUUUGUGAUAUAGCGAUAUUAGUAGUAGAUAUUAUGCACGGUUUAGAGCCGCAAACUAUCGAAAGUAUUAACUUGCUGAAGGCAAAGAAAUGUCCUUUCAUCGUAGCAUUAAACAAAAUCGAUAGAUUGUACGAUUGGCAAACUAUGAGUCGGAAAGAUGUCCAAGAUAUUGUAAAAAGUCAAGCUAUAAAUACGCAGCGAGAAUUUGAAAAGCGCUCGAAAGAUGUGAUCGUACAAUUUGCUGAACAAGGGUUGAACGCUGCAUUAUUCUACGAGAAUCCAGAUCCUAAAACAUAUGUUUCCCUUGUACCUACUAGUGCGAUUACAGGUGAGGGAAUGGGUAACCUGUUGUCGUUAAUAGUCGACGCCUGUCAAGGUCCACUAGCUAAAAGACUCAUGUACUGCGAAGAGCUUCAAGCAACAGUUUUAGAAGUGAAAGCAUUGCCAGGUCUUGGAACUACAAUAGAUUGUAUUCUAGUCAAUGGAAUGUUGAGAGAAGGUGAUACAAUGAUAGUAGCAGGCACCGAUGGUCCCAUAGUGACUCAAAUACGUUCGCUUCUCAUGCCACAACCGUUGAAAGAGUUAAGAGUCAAAAACGCAUACAUCGAACAUCGUGAAAUUAAAGCUGCUCAAGGAGUAAAAAUCGCUGCUAAGGAUUUGGAAAAAGCAAUUGCAGGACUGAAUCUCCAAGUAGCUCAAAAGCCGGACGAAGUGGAAGUUUUAAAGGAAGAAAUCGCGAAAGAGUUAUCCAGUGCCCUCAGGAACAUUCGACUCGCAGAAAGAGGGGUUUACGUGCAGGCAUCAACCUUGGGUGCGCUGGAAGCGUUGCUGGACUUCUUGAAAAGCAGUAAAAUACCAUACGCUGGAAUUCGUAUCGGUCCUGUUGUCAAGAAAGAUGUUAUGAAGGCUUCUAUUAUGUUGGAACACGACAGUCAAUAUGCAACGAUCCUCGCGUUCGACGUGAAGAUCGAAAGAGACGCACAAGAAUUGGCAGACUCGCUGGGAGUGAAGAUCUUCCAGGCAGACAUUAUUUAUCACCUCUUCGAUAAGUUUACCGCUUACAGAGAGGAACUGAAGCAACGUAAACGGAACGAAAACAAGCAUAUCGCCGUGUUUCCAUGCAAACUUCGCAUUUUACCACAGCAUAUCUACAACUCUCGUGAUCCUAUCGUUAUGGGUGUAAUGGUCGAGGCAGGAAUCGUGAAAGAAGGAACACCGCUCUGUGUGCCUAGCAAAGACUUCAUAGAGUUGGGCAUGGUGACGAGUAUAGAGUACGAUCACAAGGCUGUGGAAUCGGCGAGAAAGGGUCAAGAGGUGUGCGUGAAAAUUGAACCGAUACCAGGAGAGGCGCCGAAAAUGUACGGCCGUCACUUCGACGAAAAAGAUUUUAUCGUCAGCAAGAUAAGCAGACAGAGCAUAGACGCGUGCAAAGAGUACUUCAGGGACGAUCUGGUGAAAACGGAUUGGCAGUUGAUGGUCGAAUUGAAGAAGCUGUUCCAGAUACUCUAGGAGCCGGUGCUGGACACGAUGGAACCGCUAAAAAAGAAUCGACAGCUCGAGUGUCCGGCAAUCGAGGCGAACCCCGCGAUCAGUCACCUCACGAACUUAAUCGAAUUCGUAUCCGAUCGUUGUCGAUCGUUCUAUCAAUUUGUAAUAUAUGUCGAAGUUUUCGAUAUUUCAGUCGUUGUCAUUGAUAUCCGCUAAAAAAAAUGAAAAAAGAAAGAAAGAAAAGAAAAAUCGACGCACCGCCUUGCUUCGAUCCCUGUGAUCCUCGCGAACGCGAAAUCCUUGCGCGACCGAUGUUUCCCUUGUUAAUUCAAGCUUGAAACGAACAGAAAAGAAACAAAAUUAUUUUUUAAAACAAAACCGUGUUUAACCGUUUCGCUACUAAGAACUGUAAACCCCUCGUUUGUGCAAUCACAGGAAUACAAUGACACAUUGAGAGAAAAAAUAUUAAAUACACGACUGGGUGUAAGUGGAAAUUUACUAAUAAAAUUAUUUUAUUUACGUUCGUA
This is a messenger RNA of Megachile rotundata (alfalfa leafcutting bee), 3860 nucleotides long. RefSeq names its product eukaryotic translation initiation factor 5B (gene eIF5B). Gene Ontology annotation, cellular component: mitochondrion; cytoplasm. Gene Ontology annotation, molecular function: GTP binding; GTPase activity; translation initiation factor activity. Lineage: Eukaryota; Metazoa; Arthropoda; Insecta; Hymenoptera; Megachilidae. Gene Ontology annotation, biological process: translational initiation. The record is from RefSeq and is a predicted model, not a curated record.